Molecule: messenger RNA, 1878 nt
Organism: Arachis stenosperma
Lineage: Eukaryota; Viridiplantae; Streptophyta; Magnoliopsida; Fabales; Fabaceae
Exons: 3
Coding region: 554-1774 (406 amino acids)
Molecular function (GO): protein binding
Source: RefSeq, a predicted model, not a curated record
CUUUUGUAUAAGUUUUGCAUAAUAUAAUGGAUGUAUUUAAUGAUAUAUGAUACAGUCGGAAGAGACCUAUAUAACUUGAUAUGCACAGAUAUUAUCACCUGCUGAUCAAAAGAAAUGAAAAUGAAAUGACAAGCUAUGAAGAUGUAUAUAAACAAAAGGAACAUAGACGAUGAUAAUGAGAUUGACGAAGAAUAGAGACAAGGACAGGGACCAGAGGCGAGGCAGAGAAGAACCACGACGAAGUUAGUGGGUGACGAAAUCCUCAUAGACAAAGAAUAAGAGGAGCUAGUAGAGCUGAAAAGGGUUCAAGAAAAAUGGUAGGAACUCCUAUUAAUGGAAGAGCAAGGCCAGCUUUUGCAGUUGUAAAUCGUGGAAAUGAUCAACAACAUGGCCCUAUCCACCUAGCAAUGCUGGGUCGGAUUAUGGUGUUAUAGAGUUCAUUAGAGAAGAUAUUGAAGCCUUGCUAAAUGAAAAGUCCAAAAGGAAAGACAGAUUCAAUUAUAAGUUUGCGUCUCACCUGAUAUCUGGGAGUAACAUAGCUUGAGUCUGAGAUAUGGGUGACGACAUUGAUGGAUGGGCAAACAUUCAUGAUUACAUCUUGAAGGAAAUUGCAGAGCACUUCUAUUUGUACGAUGAUUUCAUCCAACUUCGUUUAGUUUGCAAGCAAUGGAGCUUGAAACUUCCAGAGAUCUCCAGCGAGAUUUUGUGGCUGCUGGUACCCGAAGAAUCUUCCAGUACUCAUAUUUAUGAAGACGAGGAGAUCUACCAUCUCAUGAACUUACCUAUUGCUGAUGAAGUACCGCUUGAUAUUCAGUCUCUUGAUGAAGACGAGAUCCACCAUCUCAAGCUACCAGAGAUGCAGAACAAAUUGAUCCGUGGUUCUUUUGGUGGAUGGUUGAUCGUCCUGGAUAUGUACCAAUGUUCGAUGUAUAUGUUAAAUGCAUUUACAAAGGUCCGAUUAGAUCUUCCUCCAAUAUCAACUUUUCCGGAUAUAAUUGACUACAAUCCUAACAAUUAUGGCUUUGAAUAUACUGUUCUGAAUUUGGAUGAUGAAAAUAAGGAUGAUAUACACUGUUCGAAAAGUUUCAUAAAUAGUACCGAGGUUUGGAAGGUUAUUAUAAAUUCAUGUCCUAGCAAUGACAAUGAAGAUUUUUUGGCAGUGGCCAUAUAUGGACCUCGUUGUACAUUAGCCUUUUACAAACCAAAUGAUAAGAGAUGGUUAGAUCUUUCAACUAGAAAACCGUCGUUUCAUGAUGUCAUAUUUUUUGGAGAGAAGAUAUAUGCAGUAGACGAAGAUGGCCAGCUAUACGAAUUUGAUACAAACACAAAAUCAGGGCCUGUAGGUGGUAUUCAUGAAGCCAAACCUCCCUCUGAUGCUGCGGUGGGUCCUUACCAGCUUAAAUAUUUGGUUGGGUGUGCUAACGGAAGUUUAUUGAUGUUGGCGAGACAUUUUAUGCCUGUAAGUCACUGGACUUCCAAAUUUGAUAUCUAUGAAUUAAAGAAGAAUGCAAAAGAAUGGUCCAGACUAGAUAGUUUGAAAAAUUACGUACUGAUGAUUGGACUCAACUCUUCUGUUCAAAUGCUGCCUGCAAGUCUUCAAACCAAAGGAAAUCAAAUCUACUUUACAGAUAACCUAUUAGAAUUGAAACCGUACCGUGCCGAAUAUCAAGAUAUUGGCAUCUUCAACUUGGACGAUGGAAGUUGUCAUUUUCUAUUAUGCGAAGAAAAGUUCAUGUGUCCUCCUGUCUGGUGUUAUUCUAGCUCAUUUCUUUAGUGUUUUUAUUAUUAUUUUAAAAGAUUAUUUGCAGUGUGUUUGUUCUUCCUUAUAGUAAAAUUUUAAUGAAAACAUGUUUAUCUCCAUUUUGUUAUUAUUCAGUA